This is a messenger RNA of Centruroides sculpturatus (bark scorpion), 3933 nucleotides long. Its product is annotated as patched domain-containing protein 3-like. The record is from RefSeq and is a predicted model, not a curated record. Bases 89 to 2620 code for a protein of 843 amino acids. Lineage: Eukaryota; Metazoa; Arthropoda; Arachnida; Scorpiones; Buthidae. The transcript has 5 exons. Gene Ontology annotation, cellular component: membrane.
CAAGGAAAUUAUCUAUUGUGUUCCUUUCAUAUUUUUCCAAUACACAUUACAUUUUGUUGCGUCAAUCGUAGAACUCUGCAGAAAAAGAAUGAAGACUUUAGACUCUCAUUUAUCUUCUUGGUUUUCUCGAAUCGGCAAAUUUGUCGGUGAAUAUCCUCAACAUUGCAUCGCUGCCACCUUGUUGGUUACAGUGAUUUUAGGAUCCGGACUUCUCAAAAUUUCCAUGAUACAGGAUUUCGAAUAUCUGUACAGUCCGAGAAACGCGAGAGUUUCGGAAGAUAGAAAAUCCAUCGAGAAUCUGUUUUCUAACGGCGACAGAGCCGAAGAUAGAGUAAUUAGAAGUUCCACAUUCGAAAAUUUAAUUGCGGUCAUUGCCUCGGCGAAGAACAACGAUUCUAUUAUGGACACCUCUUCGAUAGAAGAUUUAAUCCAGAUGGAUGUUAUCAUUCGCAACAUCAGCAUCUUUUGGAAUAAAAAAUUCUACAGUUACCGAGAUAUUUGUAUGAAGAAUGAUCGUAACGAAUGCUCGGAGAAUUUUGUUUCUUCUUUGAAAUACAUGAUAAAACAUCCUGGAAAGGUUUCCAUGAGAUAUCCAGUAGAACGAACAGGUUUUGAUGUAAAAAUAAACGCUAUGAACGUAGGUGGAGUAUCAACUAAUGACACUGGAUACAUCACGGACUUCAAGGCCGUUCGUCUCUUCUAUUUUAUGGAUUUCGGAACAGAAGAGAAGAAACGAGUAGCUUUAAAGUGGGAAGAGGAAUUUUUGAAUAUAGUGACUCGAGUGGAAUUUCGACACAUCGACGUUUCCUUCUUUACUCUUCGCAGUGUCAAUGCCGAAGCUAACAGAAACACAAAACUGAGCAUUCCGCUCACAUUUAUAAUCGGUCCUGUAGUAAUUUUGUUUUCUGUGGCAAGUUGUAUGACGUUCGACAACGUCAGAAGUAAACCAUGGAUUGGAUUUGCAGCAUGCUGUAGUCCCUUCUUAGCACUUAUAGCAGCAUUCGGUUUGCUACUACAUUGCGGAAUGGAAUAUUCUGACGUCAAUAUAAUAAUGCUAUUUCUUUUGACAGGUAUUGGCCUAGACGAUUCUUUUGUUUUGUUGUCUGCUUGGAGGCGAACGAACGCAAAAGACAGCGUGAUGCAGAGGAUGAGCCAUACUUUUUCCGAAGCGGGAGUGUCCAUCACCAUCACUUCCUUGACUAAUGUUGCUUCGUUUUGUGUUGGAAUUUCUUCGCCUUAUACAGUCGUUCGUAUUUUUUGCUGCUACAGCGCUCUGUCCGUAUUUUUCGAUCUCAUCUAUCAGAUCUUCUUCUUUGGAAGUCUCAUGACGCUCGAUGGCUACAGAGAAGAACGUCAUCUUAAUUCCAUUCUUUGUUACACAGUAAAAGAAAAGCAUUUCGAAAACGAAACAUCCGAAGUCAGAAAAGACGAGACAGACAGGAAGAAGUCUAAAGCUAUGAAGUUCGUUUCUAAACAUUUCGAAACCUUCUUCGGGAGAAAAUCAGUAAAAAUGCUAAUCGUAUUCAUGUUCGUAUGCAAUAUUGCAGGAAGCAUUUACAGCAUCAAAGAUAUGAAACAAGGACUGGACUUAAAAGAAAUCUUUCCAUAUUCUUCUCCAAUCACAAAAUGCAUAAAUAAUUACUAUUUAUAUUUUACAGAUUAUCCACACGUAAUACAGAUCGUUUUUAACCAGACAUUAGAUUAUUCAAAUCCCAGUGUACAAGAAGAAGUAGAGAACAUCUUAACAACGGUCCAAAACGCUCCUUAUAUCAGUGGACGCGAACACUCCUUAUGUUGGAUACGAGAAUAUCUUUCUUUCAUUCACAAUAACGACUUUAAUUAUCUGAUGAAUGAUUUUAACACGAGCGAUCCACGAGGUUUCGUACAAGGAUUGAAACAAGUAUUUCUCCGACUUAAGCCAGCCAUUCAAUUCCGGAAAGAUCUAUCUUGGGAUAGAGAGAGAAACCAAAUUGUAGCUUCAAGAUGUUUUGUUUCGUCCAAAGGCGUCAGAACCGGAACUGAUGAGAAAUUAUUAUUAGAAGGUUUACGCCAGAUUGCGGAUCGUAGUAAAUAUCGCGUUAUCAUAUACAACCGUUUUUUUGUUCUCUACGAGCAAUUAUUGAACAUUCCCGCUAUGUGUUUGCAAAACGUAGGUGUCGCCGUUUUUAUAGUAAGCCUGAUAUUCCUCUUGAUGAUACAAGAUAUUUCUUGCACCGUUUGCGUGUCAUUAAACGUCGUCUGCAUUCUAGUAGAGACAAUGGGUUACAUGAAUUGGUGGAAUGUCAAAUUAGAUAUGAUGUCGGUCCUGAUUUUAAUGAUGAGUGCGGGAUUAUGCAUCGAUUUUUCGGCUCACGUGGCGUACGCGUAUAAGUGUUGCCAGAAGGAAUCAUCCGAAGAAAAAAUUAAAUAUACUUUGUACUCCACGGGAUAUCCUGUAAUUCAAGGUUGCUUGUCUACAGUCUUGGGUGUCGUUGUUUUGGCAUUUGGACCUUCCUAUACUUUUGUGAUAUUUUUCAAAAUAAUUUUGUUGAUUAUGGUUUUCGCUGCUCUUAACGGACUGCUUCUAUUGCCAGUGUUGCUGAGUAUUGGAGAAACCAUUGUUAUUCCCUGGAAAAAGUAGUUAGUUAUCGAUUGUAUAUUUUAACCCAAUUUCCAUGCAUGAAUUUGAGAUGUUUUUGAUUUUUGUUUUUAUUUUUGUCUACUUUGUACUUUGUUUAUUAAUUAAUAGAAUUUAUGGAAUAAAUGUAGUUUCUGUCUAUCAAAUAGAGAACUUAGUCAAAAUAAUCAAAACAAAAUCUCUUUGUUUUCUCCUGACAAAGUAGAGAAAGAUAUAAACAGAAAUCAAUAAAAGUAAGGACAUAGAGGCAAAAAAAUCGAAAUGUCUUUAUUGUUACAAUUAUUGCAGAAAGUCGUUUGUUUCCGAGUUAAUAUGCGCUCCUACAAGAGGCCUAUUGGAUAAAACCACUAAACACUGGUGGAGGGUUCACGCCUGACCAACGGGCUGCCUACGUCGUGAUUUCCGGGUUUUCUUCACGUUUCUAACAUAUAAAUAGGAUCCAGUUUUACAUUGAAAUCCUUUUGGGAGGCUUCUCCCUAGGCAGAUCGCCCACGUGCCCAUAACCAAAUAAACCACAACCACAAACCUAAUAUAUGGUGCAAUUUAAAAUAUCAUUGCGUAUGUUAUUCGUUUAUUCGAUUACUUUAAUUAAGAAAUAAUUAAAUAUAAUUAAUCAUUCGCAACAAAUUAUGACUUAAUAAAUUAUGCGCGAAAUAAUGAUAUUUCUAAGUUGCACUAACAUUAACAUUAACAAGCACUAACAUUACAAAUAUAUCAUUUUAAAAAUUAAUUUUAAGAGAUGUUUUUGUUUACGAAGAAAUAAAGUUUACUGAGUAAAUGUUAUUCUCAAAAAUAUAAAAAUAUAUUUGUUUUUGAGAAACAAAGAACUUAAAUUGAAAGCAAAAUUGUCAUGUGUUCUGUUUCAUUACCAUUUAUUUGUGAAAUAAGAAAUACGACAGAAUAUACGUUUCUGUACUUUUUCUCACAAUGCAGAACUAAAAUUGUUCGUUAAACGAAUGUGUGUUUUUAUGUAAUUUUCUUCAUAGAAAGUUACUCAGAAGCACUGAAUACGCCAUUUGUUUGUCAAUUUUUUUCAAACAUUUUCUUUUCGUAUGAAUUUAUCUGAAUAAUGUAAAUUGUUUACAAAACAACUCUAAUAGUGGCAAUGCAAACUUGGAUUUGAACUUAUUAACUUACCUCUGUCAUUGUUUCUCCAUCUAAGUGAAAAAGUAUUAUUUAGUACAUUCAGUACAUAGAAUACGUAAAUUUAGUAGGAAAUAUUUUAAAAUAUUACAAAAUUUAAAGUGUAAUCGACAUAAAAAGGAAGAUUUUUCAACGUAAAUUUUUUUAUUCCUCCAUUCACAACUCUCGGAAUU